AUCUGCUGGGAUCAGUCAGGGUUUGUACAUCGAAGCGGGAGCACGCUUCUUGAGCCGCUGAGAGAUCUCCCAUGCGGUGUCUGUGGUAUUCCAUGAAGUGUUGGUAGAGGUGGAGAGUGUAAAGAUGGUGUCGAGUGUAUGUCGCGGGUCAUACCCUAGCAUGACUCCUCAUGCAUCGCCCUCACGGAAGCCAAACAUCGACCCCCAAAAGGAUUACUUUUCCCCGCUCCAAGUGGAAACCUCGGUGGAGUAUGAUCUUCCAGCACACAUCUACCCGCCGAAGGGCUCCCAGCCCAUCCUCAUGAUCCACCCGGGAUACAUGUCUGCCGUCCGGGCACGAUCCAGAGCUGUCGUCACCCCCUCGCCCACCGCCAUGGUGGCCACGUCGGGGGCGGCUCGCCCGCUGGCGCCUUUGCAGCUGCCCCAGCAGCAGCAACAGCCACAACAGCAGCCGCAGCAACAGCAGCAACAACAACAACCGCAGCAGCAGCAAGUGGCGAGUGCUCGGUCUACUCGCGCUGUGCAGCCACGGCCGUGGUGCAUGUGUGGUAACCCCAACUGUAAUUCAUCUAGUGUCAAAUCAGUUAAUGUACAGAGUGCGAGAAACGUGCAAAAUGUGCAGAGCCAGAGUGUGGUAAGAAGUGUACAGAACCAGAGUGGUGCAAGAAGUGCACAUAGCCAGAGUGUAUCUAGAAUUAUACAGAAUCAGAGUGCCACAAGGAACGUACCUAACCAGAGUGUACUAAGAAGUGUUCACAGCCAGAGUGCAAGAAGUGUACAAAGUGCUCGUGAAGGAAGUAUGGUUGGAUUACCGAGCAGGAAUGAAGUGCUUCUGCUGCAACAACAACAGCAGCAGCAGCAACACCAACAACAGCAGCAGCAGCAGCAGCAGCAACACCAACAACAGCAGCAGCAGCAGCAGCAACAACAGCAGCAGGUGCAACAACCGCAACCACCAGCACCACAACAACAGUCUCAGCAACUGGUGUGGGGUAAUGGUGGUCGCUGCACAGGCCCUUGCUGCAAUCCGAAAGCGGCGGCGAUGGCACCUCCUCAGGCAGAGUUCGUGGCGCCAGGUCUGCCACCCUCCCUGCUGGCCAGAACACCCACCAGAGGCACGGCGGGUGGCUCACCCAAGCUAAGGGCGGCCAGGACGAGACGUGGUUUGUCAGUCGCUAGCAGUGUCAACUUGCCUGAUUAUCUUGGCAGUAGUCGGCCGGCCAGACUGACGGGUGGAGCUGUCCAUGUCCAUCCACGCCCAAGGGCAUUAUCUACCUCUAUGGGGGCUCUAGCUGCCACACCAGCGCCAUCCAUGGCUCACCAGCACAUGGGUAUGGGUGCUUCCCUCACUACUUCGUUAGAUCUGGCCAGGACGGAUCCCAUUACGCCCAGGUCACUAAUGCCCGUCCAGCAGCAGCAGCAGCAACAACAAGCACAGUCACAGCAGCAACAACAACCCCAACAAGCACACCAACCCGUGCAGCAAGCGCCCGCGGGAUCCACAUCACUCCUUUACACUGUUGGACUUUCGAGGGACUCUGGAUGUUCUGUGGGAACGGAGACUGCGGGCGGCGAGUGGGCGUCAGACAGAACCCGUGGCCUCGUUGACUCAGGAUUCUGCACACCAGUUGAUCUGACAGACGAUUUUGUGACAGAUACGCUUAACUUGAGUGGCGGCAGCUGGAAAGAGCCCUCCCUGCCGCUGCCUUCCUCCAUGACUUCCACCUCCAGCAGCAGCAGCAGUAGUGUCCACACCUCCUCUCUCCUGCCGGGGACGACCCACACCUCCUCUCUCCUGCCAGGGGCGGCCCACGCCCAUCACUACCUCCCACAGCCCUUAUGGAACUUGGCCUACUAAGGGUUCUACGCUUACCGAGCACCGGGGCCGCAGCCACAGGGGCCUGGGUAUCCCUCCCGCCGGGGACGCUGACGGGGACUCCAUGACCGGUUUUGCAAAUUGAAAAUUAAGGCGAUGGAAGAAUUUUCUCCUUCAGAAGACGAGUGACUGACGCGAUGAAAGACUCAGAAUUGGGGUCAUGCGAUUUUGAGACGAUGAGAUGGCCUGUUCAGCGACCCGUCCCCGGCCUCACCUUUGCCUCUCGCCUUUCACUCAGGACUUCCUUAGACACUCUUAUCGACUCUGAUUGCUGUAACUUUGUUUACUGAGUUCAUACUUCAUUCUUCUCCUUGACUCAUGAUUUCUCCUUCCCCUCGCCCCAGCCCGCGGCCCCUACGUGCCCCUCAGAACCAACACUGUGCUGUGAUAUGCCGUGCUGGCCUACGGAGCCUCGUCGCGAUUGUCAGUCCUCCUCGUCGUGGUCAUCGUCAUUAUCAAUGUCGUCGCCAAUCAUUAGCAUAGUAGCAAGAUGACCGACUGCAUGAUAGCUGGUGGCCUUUUGCGUCACCGUGGUCGUCGCCUGGUCGCUAUAACAAUCGUCGUCACCUUGUGAUUGAAGGCUGUCGGGAAGCGUCUAGGUGUUGGUUACGGCCGCGCCUGCAUCUCCCGCCUGCCUCCCCCAAUCCCCUCCUCCUCUUAUUAAAAGAACAGUUGUGGUCGUCGUCGUCGUCGUGUCAAGUCGUCAUCGUAGUGAGUAGUGAAGGUAGAGUCAGCCCGAGUCACCGUGGAGGGUUGAGUGGUCUCUUCCUCUUCCUCCGAGGGGAACCUCUCCUUUUCAUCACCUCGGCUAAUUAUCUCAUGGUGUACUAUUAAGUGUGGAAACUUAUGGGUGUGCUUACGUACGGGAAUUUCUAAUGUUAAUCAUAAUACCUACUGAUAAUAAUUAAUAAUAACACAGGGGUUAGUUAAGUCAGUGAGUGUUGUCGAUUCACUUUGUUAGUAUCUAGUGUCAUGCUGUUCCAGUCACUCCAUCCUAUGGCAAUAUUACACUGUUAUUUACACCUGCCCUUCGGUGCGAGUUCUUGGACGACACUCGAGGGACGCUGUCAGUGGCUGUUAUCCUCCGAUUUACCUCUUGGGUCCUGAGAAUCCGAACAUCCCACUCAAGUGUUGUUCGCGAAGUCGGGCCUAAAGUCUUGCACAAACGAUGCUUCAGACAUCAGUGUAUUAAGCUUGUCGGCAUUAAUUAAUGUUUUGUAAAGCUGAGUAGGUCUUUUUUUUUUAUAAGGUAGUGAGAAGUGAAAGUAAGACACGUGUUAGGAUAGAUUCUUAGGUGUUAACUUUAGCUCUUCUUGGAAAAAAUAAUAAAAAUACGCUUAUUAGAAUCCAUGAACCAGACAUUGUGGUCAUUAACUCAUUUUCAUUCACUUAGUUUAAUGUUAGGUUGUAUAUUUAGUCCUAACCUUUUUAAGUUAUACUAAUUUUGUUAUUUUAUUUAUAGACUGUCUUGUUUAAGUCUGUCGAUAUUCGGUCUUUUCUCUAGUAAUUUCCUUUCCUCCCUUCCAUCUCCGAAGGUUUAUAGUGUCAGUACAAUUGAGUUGUGUCAUCAUUAUUUAAUUUUGAAGUGCAUCAAAUUUUUGUUUGCAUUUAAAGAAAAUGCAUAACCUGCUUCAUUAUAAUGUAACGAUACAUUGUAUCAAUGUUUAGAAGAUUCAUGAUUAUCUGAGUCAUCAGUGAAGGAUACCUUAGUCGUGGCAUUGUAGCUGUACGUAAUGAUUGAGUCAUUGUAGUAAGGAUUGAGUCUGUUGUGGGUAGGUUGAGUGACUCCGGACGUGAGGCGCUGCGAGGGCCGCCCGCCGCCCGUCGCCUUCUGGGGGCUGGCAGGCGACUGCUCCAUGCCCCGGGAAACAUUUUUAUCCCGUCCAUAUCAGGAACGUAAAAGUAUUUCCCGGUGCAGGUCAGGCGCCAUCACAUACGGAAUCCAGUUCAUCAUGUAUGUUCUUCGACGUUCUUUAUGUAGGCGUCAGCCAUGUUCUCCAUGUACGGUGUGCUUAGAGUUCAAGCCUGACAGACUGAGUAGUGAUAACCGGUAUGAUGGCGCCAGAAGCUGGUAUCAGAACUUCUGUGUCUUGUUCGACUCAUGGAUUGUAUGUUUAAUAUUUAAGACAAGGAAACAAUCUAGGCACGCGCUCCGUCCUGUCCCUCACAAGCUCCACCUUGAAUUAUAUAUACAUACAUAUAGUCAUGAUCGUCGAGGCGCCGCUGCUUGCUUGGCUGCCACAGUGUUUCGGACACAGCACGAGCCUGUGAGGGGCAACACGAGCGCAUGUCGAACCUAGACUCAUUCUGCAGGAUCAGCAGCAGCAGCUCCCAGCGGGGCAGUUCAUCGGGUGGUGGAAGCCUUAGGUCUUUGGUAGCUUCUGGACGCCAUCUUGAGCCGCUCCACAUAGCAAAUUACCCUUCAAGAGGCCAAGAUGCUACAGGCACAUAACAGUGUUACCUCCAUUUUGUAUCUGUAGUGGUAAUUAUUUCAUAAACUUAGACACCCAUGUGUGACUUGGGAUUUGCUUGUGUAUGAUACAAUGAUACUUUAACAAUUUCAAGGUCAAUGUCGUAGAAAAGUAUGUCCAUAAGUCUCGACAUUGUAACAUUUCACUACCUGAGUUGCAAGUUUUCAUCUCUGGGCAGCAGCGAAAAAAAUUCCAUCAUGUUCAUUCGCAGGUUGUUGAAAUGGUGGUAGAGUCACUGAUUUACUGUUAAGGGUCGCUGUGUGGUCUUGCUCGGUGGACUCUUGUGACGCACUUGGUGUUCGGACGUGUCAACUCUGCGUGCAAUAAGUCUUUCAAAAUAUCAUGAUUGCAGCAAAAUAUACUGGUUGCAAGGCAGCUUAUGUUGAUUAGGCUUCUUUCAGACUCAAACCUAUUUUUGUGAUGCUAACUUUAGCUUUCAUGUACAUAUGUACAAAAUGUACAAAUGUACAUAAAGAAGCCUAAUUUGUUUGAAAACAAAUUGUAUCUGUGAUUCAUUUUGGUGCGUUGGAGACGGUGCAUCUUAGCUUGUAAAUAUUCAUAUUUGUAUAUUUAAUGUGUACAGGAAAGUAAUUUUGCACUUGUGCUUGGAUUUUAACGUGUCAAACUUGUGAUAUGUGAGAAUAAAACUAAAAGCCAUUUA
Molecule: messenger RNA, 5008 nt
Organism: Portunus trituberculatus (swimming crab)
Lineage: Eukaryota; Metazoa; Arthropoda; Malacostraca; Decapoda; Portunidae
Product: transcription factor SPT20 homolog
Exons: 2
Coding region: 125-1858 (577 amino acids)
Source: RefSeq, a predicted model, not a curated record